Atta colombica is the source of this 1621-nucleotide messenger RNA. RefSeq names its product bifunctional methylenetetrahydrofolate dehydrogenase/cyclohydrolase, mitochondrial (gene Nmdmc). The coding region runs from base 567 to 1586 and encodes 339 amino acids. Gene Ontology annotation, cellular component: mitochondrion. Gene Ontology annotation, molecular function: methylenetetrahydrofolate dehydrogenase (NADP+) activity; methenyltetrahydrofolate cyclohydrolase activity; methylenetetrahydrofolate dehydrogenase (NAD+) activity. Gene Ontology annotation, biological process: tetrahydrofolate interconversion. The transcript has 6 exons. The record is from RefSeq and is a predicted model, not a curated record. Lineage: Eukaryota; Metazoa; Arthropoda; Insecta; Hymenoptera; Formicidae.
AGCGGCGUAUAUACACGAAUAAUGGUACGUGCGUAAGAUGCUCUGCCAGAAGUGUUAGUCCAAGAUACUCGACGUGUGCCGGAGCAUUGCGAGACACUCGAUGUUACAACGUACAAGACAACCUGCACUCCGAAAUGCAGUGAAUUUAGAUCAACUGAUCGAUGAUACUUGCGAAGGAAGCAACGAGAGCCCAACUUAUCCCUUAAGCGAUCACCGAUUACUUGAAGGAUCUGCUCUGUAGAAGGUGGAACUGGUUGAACGGGUGCUCUAGCAGGUUUAAUAGUUCUCGCAUUUCUCUCGCGGUCUUCGACAGCCGAUCGAUUUCACAACUCCCGCGGUGAUAUCGACCCCCUGCGAACUAACGAUUAUCACAAACGACGUCAGCUGUCCGGACGUAGCGCGUUAUCGCAUACGCACGAGCCUCCUCGAAUUGUUGUCGGGGAUUUCGCACAAGCCCCCCUGCAGCGAGGGAUUCCUCGUCGCCUUAUCAGAAUCUUUUGGCGGCAUGCGGUAGCACAUCAAUUUCAGAUUGGCUCAGAUCAGCGUGUGAAUUCUACGAAGCAACAAUGUUCUCCUGGAGGAAUGUCUUCUCCGUCGUCUCACAGAAGUUUGGGAGAAAGCUGCAUUUGUCAAAAAUCCGGCAAGAAGCUGUGAUCAUAGACGGAACGAAAAUAGCAGAACAAAUUCAAGAAGAAUUAAAGAUGGUUAUAGAUACUUGUACAAAUGCUGGAAAGAAAAGGCCAAAGCUGGUCGCGAUAUUAGUAGGAAAUCAUCCAUCCAGCAAAGCAUACAUUGGUAGAAAAAUGAAAGCAGCAAAGUCUAUAGGAAUUGAGAGUUAUACUAUUCAUUUGGGAGAAAACAUAACACAAGCAGAACUUCUUAAGGAAAUUGACAGUCUCAACAGAGAUCCAUCUGUUGAUGGUUUUCUAGUACAAUUACCGCUGCCGAAAAGCAUAAAUGAGAGAGAAGUAUGUCAAGCGAUAAUUCCUAAAAAGGAUGUGGACGGUUUUCAUUUGGAAAACCUUGGUAAUCUGACACUGGACAACAACAGUAUUGUGCCAGCCACCGCCUUAGCUGUUAAAGAAUUAAUACUUAGAAGCAAAAUCGAGACUUUCGGAAAGAAUGCUGUAGUUGUGGGUAGAUCAAAACAUGUCGGGCUACCUAUCGCGCUGUUACUUCACGCCGAUGGCAAAGGUGAAACAGGUGCGAUGGACAUGACAACGACAAUCUGCCAUCGUCACACACCUCACACGGAGCUAGAAAAGUACACGAAGCUGGCGGAUCUGAUCGUAGUCGCGGCCGGGGUUCCUGGCUUGAUUACUAAAGAAAUGAUAAAACCAGGCGCUUGCAUAAUUGAUGUGGGUAUCACCAGGGUGAAGAUGGCAGACGGCAAAUAUCGUUUGAUGGGAGAUGUGGAUUACGAUGGCGUGAAGGACGUCGCCGGAUAUAUCACUCCAGUUCCCGGCGGCGUAGGUCCCAUGACGGUGGCAAUGCUGAUGAAAAAUACAGUCACGGCUGCUAUGAGCAAUCAAGAAGACACGAAGCAAUCCGAUCAUUUAGAAAAUAGUGAGGCAUUUGUAUAUUGACACCUAUAGAUAUUAUUUAAUUUAGAAGCUCUAUU